Molecule: messenger RNA, 258 nt
Organism: Lodderomyces jiufengensis
Lineage: Eukaryota; Fungi; Ascomycota; Pichiomycetes; Serinales; Debaryomycetaceae
Exons: 1
Coding region: 1-258 (85 amino acids)
Source: RefSeq, a predicted model, not a curated record
AUGAGUUUGGACAAAUACACAACAAAGAAUGACGGGAUUUUUAAUAGGAAAAACAGUACAGAUGAUUUGUCAGAUCAAGAUGAUAUCAAAACAGAAUCAAAAUGGCAAAGAUUUAUUAAAUUUAUUGAAGUUCAACCAAUGGGAGAUUUAAGUGCUUCACAAAUGUUCUUGUACAAUUAUGAUUUAAAACCUGAUGAAAAGGCAAGAAGAACUUGGAGAUGGUAUAAUUUAAAAAUCUUUAUAAGUUCCUACUAUUAG